AUGACAACCUCCAGCCAUCACCCGUCGUCGCCCCCGUCCAUCAAGGCCUUGAACAUCCUUCGAGCCUCCGUUUCGGGCCCAUUCCCAGCAGACAAACCCUCUGCGCCUCCACUCGAGUUCAAUCUCGAAGUGAUAGAGUCGACUCCGACGACGGAUCAAUUAAAGACAAUCUUGUCUUACCUUCCGUCCAAAGCCGCUUCACCGUCGUUGGUGUUUCUCUCUACUCACCCAUCAGCAACGGAGCGUCCAGAUACGGUUUCAGGAAUUGUUGAGUUAGGACAGAAGAACUCGAACGCUCUGAAAUGGCCUAUAGUCGUGGACUGGAAUGAUGGGAAGGCAAGUGUCGGGGAUGUGGAAGGUGUGAAGGGGAUAUUAGAAAUUCUUAGGAAGAAGAGAGAUGGGGAGUUGAAGGAUGAAGAGGUGGAUCAGCCAAAAGGAUGGUUCUCUUGAAUCCCGAAAAGCAGGACAAUGAAUUUUCCAAGAAAGAACUUUUGUAACAGUGAUGUGUCAUCAACCUUCAAAAUAUUAUCAGAGCUGACAUUCCCGA
This is a messenger RNA of Laccaria bicolor S238N-H82, 547 nucleotides long. RefSeq lists its product as uncharacterized. Gene Ontology annotation, cellular component: mitochondrion. Gene Ontology annotation, molecular function: oxidoreductase activity. The transcript has a single exon. Bases 1 to 450 code for a protein of 149 amino acids. The record is from RefSeq and is a predicted model, not a curated record. NCBI's taxonomy places the organism in Eukaryota, Fungi, Basidiomycota, Agaricomycetes, Agaricales, Hydnangiaceae.